Columba livia (rock pigeon) is the source of this 500-nucleotide messenger RNA. RefSeq names its product ATP synthase membrane subunit g (gene ATP5MG). Bases 89 to 412 code for a protein of 107 amino acids. Gene Ontology annotation, biological process: proton motive force-driven ATP synthesis. Lineage: Eukaryota; Metazoa; Chordata; Aves; Columbiformes; Columbidae. The record is from RefSeq and is a predicted model, not a curated record. The transcript is spliced from 3 exons. Gene Ontology annotation, molecular function: proton-transporting ATP synthase activity, rotational mechanism.
GGACGCCUGCCGGGCGAGCGGGCGGCAGGCGCUGCGCGGGCAGGCGCGGCGGCGGGGUCCUCGGCGGCGGGGUGACAUUCAGGGCGGCAUGGCGCAGGCGGCGCAGAAGCUGGUGCAGCGGGUGGCGGUCCGCGGGCCGCAGCUGCUCAGCGCCGCCGUCGCGUACUCCAGGCCGCGCCUGGCCACGUUCUGGUUCUACGCCAAGGUGGAGCUGGCCCCGCCGACCCCCGCGGAGAUCCCGCGGGCCAUCGACAGCAUGAAGGGGCUGGUGCGCGCCUUCCAGAGCGGCCGCCUGCGGCAGCUCACGGUGAAGGAGGCGCUGCAGAACGGGCUGGUGGCCACAGAGGUGCUGAUGUGGUUUUACAUCGGGGAGAUCAUCGGCAAGCGCGGCCUGAUCGGCUACAACGUCUGAAGACGCGUCCUUGGCGGCACCAUCUGCGGUGCUGCAGUCCCGCGUCUGUGGCAGGGUCUGUGACAAUAAAGACGGGAACCCAUGUCAA